Musa acuminata AAA Group (dessert banana) is the source of this 851-nucleotide messenger RNA. RefSeq lists its product as uncharacterized. NCBI's taxonomy places the organism in Eukaryota, Viridiplantae, Streptophyta, Magnoliopsida, Zingiberales, Musaceae. The record is from RefSeq and is a predicted model, not a curated record. The transcript has 2 exons. Bases 1 to 585 code for a protein of 194 amino acids.
AUGCAACGACCGAACGGGGCUCCACGUAAAGCACGUCGAACAGGAAGCGGUCACAACACCCGUUCGCUGUACCGCCUCCAUACACGGCUCUCCAUGGUUGCCGGCGGGGGAACCUCCACGUCGCCGACAUGCUCCUCCUCCCUCCUCCUCCUCCUCCUCCUCCUCUCUUCGCUAACAUCUCCAUCAUCAGUCCAAGGUGGCCAUGACGGUGGAGAGGAGGCCAAGGGGAAUGAGAUGCGGCACGAGAGAGCAGAGCAGCAGCAGCAGCAGGGGCCGCAGCCGGUGGAGAGGGCCAUCGGCCUCACUAGAUCUGCAAGCCGGUGGGAUACCAUCAGGACAUGGGCCAAGCUUGCCUGCAUGAAUCUUCGGCCACCUGAUUCAACGGAAAGAUAUGGAAGGGGUGAGUCGAGUGCAUGGGAAGUGGUGAAAGAAGCAGCGUCGAGGAGCUUCGAGACGAGCAAAGGGGCAGUGGAGCACGCGGCGGAGUCGGCGGCGAAGGUCGCAGAGAAGGCGGCUCACAAGACCAAGGAGAAGGCGAAAAGGACUGUGUCGAAGCCUAGUGGGAAACCUGAUGCAGAGCUUUAGAUCGAUGCUUACAGCCGUCUACUUGUGUCGCGGAUUCUUCCUUCUUCACUAGCUUUCAGGUGGUGGUCUCCAUAGCUCAUCUUCUCCCACUGUGUACGUGCGGAAAGAAUGGUUUCGAUAGUCUUCUUUUCCUUUUUUGCACUUCUCUGCUGGCAGUGAAUUACCUAUGCGUCUUUAUGUGAUCCUUCGUCUCAAAUCUUCUAUCUAUUCAUUAUUGUUUGUAACACAUUUGAUGAGUAUAAGAAGGUUGACGAGAGUUUACCUCA